AUGGACGCUCAGCUGCAGUCAACCCCGACCCGGACUCUGUGGAUUGGAUCCAUCCCGUCGACGACCACUCCGGCGGCGAUCCUGAGUGUCUUCAGUCCUUAUGGUCCUAUCGAGUCUGCGCGUGUUCUCACUCACAAGAACUGCGGCUUCAUUAACUUUGAGCGUUUGGACGACGCUGUGCGUGCCCGAAAAGCGCUCAACGGGCGUGACAUCCUUGGUAGCGACGUCGGCGCGAUCCGCAUCGGCUUUGCCAAGGUUCCGGUCAAGAAUGCCGCCGAGGGCGCGUCGAACGAGGACAGCGCAGCACCGUCGCUCCCCGUCAGCGGAAUUGGAGAGCUCAGCGUCGGAGCGUCUAUCCACGCCCUGCGCAACGUCAAGGGUGCCUCGGCCAUCCCGACCGACCAGUAG
Punctularia strigosozonata HHB-11173 SS5 is the source of this 408-nucleotide messenger RNA. RefSeq lists its product as uncharacterized. Gene Ontology annotation, molecular function: RNA binding. Lineage: Eukaryota; Fungi; Basidiomycota; Agaricomycetes; Corticiales; Punctulariaceae. The record is from RefSeq and is a predicted model, not a curated record. Bases 1 to 408 code for a protein of 135 amino acids. The transcript has 2 exons.